GUCUAAUCUUCAGUUAUCAUUAAUAACUGAUAAAGUUUAUAAAGUGUCAGGCUCUAGUUAUAAAAUCAUUAGAGCUGCAUAAUAUUAUAGUGAGAUUUGACGAAACAUUACCUUAUUACACUGUGCGACAUGGAGCGUUUACAUUUGGGUACGACAAGCAUGUAGACUGUACGAUGAUGACACCUACUGAAUUGUGGCUAUGACGACUGCGACACACGUAAGCCCAAACUUAAUCAGCAUGCGCUACUGGUAAACAAAUGCCGGUACGCGUGUCGUUGCAGCAAACACACUGUGCGUUGAUCAUGCUGAAUUUCUAACACUUUCAGAAAACUAUCAUAGGCUAUCUUUGGUUGCAACACCAGGAAAACAGCCAUCUUUAAACCUCUCUCACUGGACGACAUAUGUCCACCAACGAGGAGCCACAAUCACAGAAAUCGCAAGAUUGUUUCACAAUGGCAUUCUUUCAUUUGGGACAGCCAAAAAUCGUGCAGUGUAUCUCGGGCUUAACAGAAGAUUUAAAGCUUGUAAACAACCUGUCAUGUAAGAGAGAUGUAGUGGAAACACACCAUCUGCAAAAAUCUAUUCGUAGCGAUUCGUUUUGAUUUUGUUGCAGAACAACACAAAUAAAUGAAUGCAUGAGAAACACUGCAUUCAAUUGAAAUGCUCUGUUGUUGUGUGUUUGUUUUUUUCACGUUUACGAUGAUGUCACGGCAGAGGUGGCGUUACUGUAACGAUAUUUCUAUAAUCCCACCCACUCUGAGGCGAUACUAACAUGUAGUGGAAAAGCAAACAAAAGCGAGGCGAGCCACGGGAGAUCUUUUCGGAGUUUUGUAUUGACUUAAGUAGAUUAUGGUUUGUGUCAUCACAAAUCCCUGUUCAGACUCCGUAGUAGUGAAAGAGGAAGAUCAAGAAUGCAAUGAACUAAAGGAUGAACAUCAGGACCACAAUUAUACGACUGCCAGCUGCUCAGAAACUGCUGAGAAUUCCCCUCAAGAAAGAGUUGAAGCCAAAAAUGUGUUUGCAUGCCAUCUUUGUGGUAAGACUUACUCAAAAAAAGCUCAACUAACGCGUCACCUAAGGAUUCACACUGAGACGCCUCACGCAUGCUCCCACUGUGAGAAGACUUUCAUCAAUAAAAGUAAACUUGUGGAUCACAUGAUGAUUCACACAGGUGAGAGGCCUUUCUCCUGCCCUCAGUGUGAUAAAGCUUUCAUUAAUAAAACAAGACUUAAUGCUCACAUGAAGAUUCACAGUACUGAAAGGUCGUACAUCUGCCCUCAAUGUGGAAAGACUUACACAUGUAAAGAAUAUCUUCAUAAUCAUGUAAUAACUCACAUUCAGAAAAAGCCUUUUUCUUGCCCUCAGUGUGGAAAGAGUUUUUCAUAUAAAAGUAACUUAAAAACUCAUGUGAGAAAGCACACUGGUGAUGGCUUGUUCACCUGCUCUCAUUGUGAAAAGGGUUUUUUAAGUAAAGCAAAUCUAGAGAAUCACAUACGAGUUCACACUGGAGAGAAACCUUACACAUGCCCUCAGUGUGAUAAGAGCUUUAAAAAAAAGGUAGCUCUUAGGGAUCACAUACGAGUUCAUACCGGUGAGAGACCUUACUCAUGUCAACAGUGUAAUAAGAGUUUUAAACACCAGGUAGCUCUUGGGUAUCACAUGGAAAUUCAUAAGGGUGAGAGGACUUUAUCAUGCCACCUGUGUGAUAAGAGGUACAUACAUGCAUAUAGUCUUAAACUUCAUCUGAUGAUUCACUCAAAUGAAAGGCCUUUUAGCUGCGAUCAGUGCGAUAAGAAGUUUUUUUGGGCAUCUGUGCUUAAGGAGCACCUAAAGACUCAUUCAGAUGAGAGGCCGUAUUCGUGUUCUGUUUGUGGGAAGAGUUUUCAAUCACACAGAAAAGUUAAAGUGCACCAGAAAAUACAUACAGGUGUGAAAAAACAUGUGUGCUCUGUGUGUGAUAAAGCCUUUCUGAGAGUCGCAGACCUAAAGCGGCACCAAAAUAUCCAUAAAGAAAACCCUUAAAAGUGUGGAAAGAGUUUUAUUGAGUUUGGGAAGCUGAUAAAACACACGUGACUGUAUAUCUCACAGAGAAAAGCGCUGAGUCUUUAGGUCUAUGCAUAUGGUUACCCCUCUGAAUUUACUACGUCACCAGUGACCAGAAUCGCGCAGGUUUAUAUUAUUAAACUGCUGCGUGUUAUGUAAGGAAUAAUUAACGACGGGCAAUUGAAUUAUUAGAAAAAUAAUGCACAUUAUUUUUCAAUAAUUCAACGGCCCAGAGUCAAUUAUUCCGCUUAUACUAUCUCUAAACAUCCCUGUUAUUGCCUCGGAAAAUCAUCUGUCAUGUUGUUUUUGUUAGUCCGUUAGUACAGCUAACUAUGCGAAGUGAUAUGGAACUGUAAUGCGGGCAAUAGAGCUAGUAAGUCUUUUAUACCAACUAGCAUUGUAUUGAUGAAUAAGGAGGAGUACCUGAAGGACAGCACUUUACAAUAGCACCAUGUACUUUCUCCCUUGUGGGACUAUCAUGGUAUGAACAACUGCACUUUGUCCUAGUUAUGUAGUGGGGGUCUUUUGUCCUGAUGUUUUGUACAUGAGUGAGGGGUUGUUGGGCCGAGGGGAACUCUUUUGUAUAUUUUGUUUUGUGUUUGUUUUGUUAUUUGUCUAAUCGUCAUUAUGUAUAGAUGUAUCAGGCACGCUUCAUGGUGCAGAACAAGUUUCUGAAAGGAUAAAUAAAUAAAUCUCAAAAAUAGA
Molecule: messenger RNA, 2748 nt
Organism: Misgurnus anguillicaudatus (oriental weatherfish)
Lineage: Eukaryota; Metazoa; Chordata; Actinopteri; Cypriniformes; Cobitidae
Source: RefSeq, a predicted model, not a curated record